This is a messenger RNA of Dothidotthia symphoricarpi CBS 119687, 1889 nucleotides long. RefSeq names its product aldehyde dehydrogenase-like protein. Gene Ontology annotation, molecular function: oxidoreductase activity, acting on the aldehyde or oxo group of donors, NAD or NADP as acceptor. The coding region runs from base 201 to 1706 and encodes 501 amino acids. The record is from RefSeq and is a predicted model, not a curated record. The transcript has 4 exons. NCBI's taxonomy places the organism in Eukaryota, Fungi, Ascomycota, Dothideomycetes, Pleosporales, Dothidotthiaceae.
AAGAGCUUCUAUUGGAGACUGCCUAGACGCGCAUAGAUAGCUGCGUCCUCUGUUGAAUGAUGACAUGCUUGUAUCUUCGUCCCGCAAUAUGUAGGGCUUCACUUCGCUCCCUCACAGCAUUCCCCACCCGAACUUCGAUUCCCAGAUCUCUCAACUCGAGACGCAUAGCUGUUGUGAGGCGCUACACUGCUGCAGCUAACAUGUCUGAUCUCUUCGUCGAGCUCACUGCGCCAAAUGGCCGCAAGUACAAGCAGCCAAGGGGUCUCUUCAUCAACAACGAGUUUGUUGCUUCCAAGUCGGGGGAAACAAUCGUAUCUAUAAACCCAAGCGACGAGAGUGAGAUCGUUUCUGUCUAUGUAGCUGGGGCCGAGGAUGUCGACAUCGCCGUGGCUGCAGCACGAAAGGCCUUCAAAGAUCCCAGUUGGCGGGACAUGGACACUACUGCUCGUGCAGACCUCAUGUUCAAGUUCGCGCAAUUGAUUGAAGAGCAUAAGGAGACGCUGGCCACUAUUGAGACCUGGGACAAUGGCAAGCCGUACUCCAUUUCACUUUCGGAUGAUCUGGACGGAACCAUUGGAGCGAUCAAGUACUACGCAGGAUAUGCGGACAAGAUCCACGGACAGGUCAUUGAGACCUCCCCUCUUAAGUUGGCGUACACUGUUCGCGAACCACUCGGUGUGUGUGGACAGAUCAUCCCGUGGAACUUCCCUUUGCUGAUGGCAUCCUGGAAGCUGGGGGCCGCGUUAUGUACCGGCAAUACAAUCGUUUUGAAGGCCGCCGAGCAGACACCACUCUCCAUUCUGUACCUAGCCACUCUCAUCAAGGAAGCAGGCUUCCCGCCAGGUGUAGUUAACAUCAUCAACGGACAUGGAAGAGAAGCUGGCGCAGCGCUCGCCUCGCAUAUGGAUGUAGAUAAGAUCGCAUUCACAGGGUCGACCGCUACCGGACGAGAGAUCAUGAAGAUGGCCGCCGUCAACCUGAAAAACAUUACUCUGGAAACAGGCGGCAAAUCGCCACUACUGGUCUUCGAUGACGCUGAUCUCGAUCAAGCAGUCAAGUGGGCACACAUUGGAAUCAUGUACAAUCAGGGGCAAGUAUGUACUGCAACUUCGAGAAUAUUGGUGCAAGAAGGCAUCUACGACAAGUUCGUCAAGGCAUUCAAGGAGCAUGUAUCGGAAGCCUCAGUGGUUGGAGACCCCUUCCAUGACGACACGUUCCAAGGCCCGCAGGUCACCAAGGCGCAAUUCGAAAGGGUACUGUCGUAUAUCGAGGCUGGCAAGUCGGAGGGUGCUACCCUUGUAGCUGGCGGAGAAGCGCACAAAGAUGUCAACGGAAAGGGAUUCUUCGUCCGGCCCACUAUAUUCUCAAACGUGAAGGACGACAUGACAAUUUACCGCGAAGAGGUCUUUGGCCCGUUCGUGACCAUUAGCUCAUUCAAGGAGGAGGAAGAAGCUAUCAAUCGUGCCAACGACUCGAAUUAUGGCUUGGGCGCGGCCGUCUUCACCGAAAAUAUCACAAAGGCGCAUCGCGUGGCUAGGCGCAUCGAGGCGGGCAUGGUCUGGAUCAACUCGAGCAACGAUUCUGAUACACGGAUUCCGUUUGGUGGGGUAAAACAGAGUGGUAUUGGGAGGGAACUUGGCGAGGCGGGUAUUGAGGCAUACACGAAUAAAAAGGCCGUCCAUGUCAACCUCGGCACUAGGUUGUGAGAUACCUCACUGUGGUGUACGCAGGUGACUGCCAUGAGAAGGUUCACUAGGCGCUAGUGUAUGGGCAAACAGCUUUUGGAGACACUUACUGUGUGCGCGUGAUGUUCUCGCGAACGAGCACGUGACUGUGUUGUAUCUGUGUUUCGAAGUGCAAAAAGUCUGACAUUCAAUUCAUUGCUGACG